AUGUUAUUUCUCAGGAAAGUGAGAGACAGAAUUUCACUUCCGCUGCGUCCAAAGGGCAUUGAAAAGAUAGGGUUGACCUCCUCUGCAACCGAAGACUCUCAUCUCGAGGCGAAUCGCAAAUUACAUUUAUACCAUCGUGUCCAUCGGUGGGACCCUAAUCUUGAUGAUGAAUAUCUCGACGAAGUGCACCGCGCAGCCAACAGUUACGAUGGGAGUUCAACAAACAAACGCAUGGCCCAAAAGGUCUCCGAGAAUUCGCCUUAUCCAGAGGUUCGAGCCGCUGUGCGGAAUAAGGACGAGGACGUGCCCGUGGAUACCAUUCGUGCAUGGACGAUCGGUAUCUUCCUCACAACCGUCGGAUCUGGGCUGAAUUCGUUAUUCGCGCUUCGUGCGCCUUCGAUCGUUGUUAGCUCCAUGGUCGCAUUGCUUAUCGCGCACCCACUUGGCCUGGCUUGGGCAAAGGUGAUGCCAAAUAAAAAGAUCAAAGUUUUUGGCCGCGAAAUGGAACUUAACCCUGGACGGUUCAACAUCAAAGAACACGCUUUAAUAGCAAUCAUGGCGAAUGCCUCGAUCGGAAACGGACACGCGUACUUUGCCAAUACGAUCCUAGCCCAAGUGAAAUUCUACAACACUGAUUUCGGUACGGGGUCUUGCUACUCCUUUGCGUUUUUGAGAUUGCUAGCUGACCAUGGUUCUGAAUCAAGGGGUGUUAUGGGAAAUAUGUCUUGCAAUCAGUACCCAAAUGGUCGGAUUCGGUAUUGCCGGGCUGCUUCAUCGGAUUCUUGUCGAACCAGCCCGCCAAAUCCAGCUACCACGAACGGUUGGCGAAUUCCACGUUAUCGAUAUUUCCUCUACCUAUUUACAGGCGCCUUUAUAUGGUAUUGGUUUCCGGGGUUUAUUGCGCCGUUCCUCAGUGUGUUCGCCUUUGCUACGUGGAUCAAACCGAAUAAUCCCCUUGUGAAUCAACUAUUUGGAGGUUGGACCGGGCUCUCGCUCAUCCCCAUCACUUUCGACUGGACCCAAAUUGCAGGAUACGUUCAAAGUCCAUUGAUACCACCGUGGCACGCAAUCGGAAACACCAUGAUUGGGACCGUCGUCACGUACCUCAUUGUGACUCCUAUCCUUCACUACACCAACCACUGGUACGCACGAAGUUUACCUAUCCAUGACUCGACCAUAUACGAUAAUACCGGCCAUCCAUAUGAUGUUUCCAAAGUUCUGGACGCCGAUAGAACGUUCGAUUUGCAAAAGUACAAGGCGUACUCACCGGUGUUCCUCCCAACCACCAUGUCUAUGACAUACGGUCUGAAUUUCGCUGCGAUUGCCGCCUUGAUCGUACACACCGUUUUAUUCCACGGCCAGCAAAUUUGGAUCAGGGCUAGGGAUGUCCGCGGUGACUUGGACGAUAUUCACACCCGGAUGAUGCGAAAAUAUCCAAAGGUCCCAGUGUGGUGGUAUCUGGUCCUUCUUAGCGGAUGCCUCGUUUUGUGUUUCCUGACCUGCGUGGCCUGGCCGACACAUUUACCCUGGUGGGGCCUUCUUAUAGCGCUUUUAAUCGCAUUCAUCUUGACGGUUCCCAUUGGCAUCAUUCAGGGCUCGACUAACAUUCAGAUCGGACUAAACGUCUUCACCGAGUAUAUCGUCGGAUAUAUGCUUCCUGGCCGGCCUCUUGGGAUGAUGCUUUUCAAAACUUAUGGAUAUAUCAGCAUGGCCCAGGGCUUGUCUUUCAUCCAGGAUCUGAAGCUUGGACAUUAUCUCAAAAUCAACCCUCGGUCACUGUUUUGGGCACAGGUGCUCGCCACAUUAUGGUCUUGUUUUGUCCAGCUCGGCGUGAUCAGGUGGAGCAUGGGUAACAUCGAAGGCAUCUGCGAACGUGAUCAACCCAACCGGUUUACGUGUCCCAACGGCAGGGUGUUCUUCGCAGCUUCAAUCUUGUGGGGGUUGAUCGGACCACGGCGCAUCUUCUCCGGUAAAUCGAUAUACGCUGGACUUCAAUACUAUUGGGUGGCCGGCGCAUUGGCUCCGAUUGUUUUUUAUAUCAUUGCCCGGAUUUUCCCCCGGUCCAGAGCUCGGUUCGUCAACACGCCCAUUUUAUUUGGUGGUACACUCAUGCUCCCACCGGCCACCACCUUGAACUAUCUCGCAUGGGGCAUCGUGGGUGUUGUAUUCCAAAAGCAUAUCCGUUACCGGUUCACAGGCUGGUGGAUGCGCUAUAACUACAUAACCUCCGCUGCACUCGACACGGGCCUAGCAAUCAGCACAAUCGUCAUCGUCACGGCUUUCCAGCUGUCAAACAUCAGCUUCCCAAGCUGGUGGGGAAAUACGACUGCUUUGCAAACGAUGGACCAGAAGGGGACCGCGAUAAUCGACCCCUUGGCGCCGGGCGAGACCUUUGGGCCAAAGACCUGGUAG
Molecule: messenger RNA, 2412 nt
Organism: Uncinocarpus reesii 1704
Lineage: Eukaryota; Fungi; Ascomycota; Eurotiomycetes; Onygenales; Onygenaceae
Product: OPT family small oligopeptide transporter
Exons: 6
Coding region: 1-2412 (803 amino acids)
Biological process (GO): transmembrane transport
Molecular function (GO): oligopeptide transmembrane transporter activity
Source: RefSeq, a predicted model, not a curated record